Salarias fasciatus (jewelled blenny) is the source of this 773-nucleotide messenger RNA. It is a transcript of the gene tmem47, whose product is annotated as transmembrane protein 47. NCBI's taxonomy places the organism in Eukaryota, Metazoa, Chordata, Actinopteri, Blenniiformes, Blenniidae. The record is from RefSeq and is a predicted model, not a curated record. Bases 222 to 767 code for a protein of 181 amino acids. Gene Ontology annotation, biological process: cell-cell adhesion. The transcript is spliced from 3 exons. Gene Ontology annotation, cellular component: membrane; cell-cell junction.
AGAGUGUGGCUCCACACAGCAGCAGCAGCAGCGUCCUCGGGACUGUGGACCAAGUGAGCGCGCGCUCCCCAUCCCGCAGCCCGAAGCACGGACACGGGGAGCAACUUCAAGUUCGCACUGACUCCGUCCGUGGCACUUAAGGGACUACACACGCCACGCAUGGUGCCCUCUACCUGAUCCUAUUUUUUUCUUUUUAAUGAGUGACAUACUUUAGGUGGGCUAUGGCUUCAUCCGUGAGCGGCACAGAGGAGGUGCGGGUGUCUGCGUUGACGCCCCUGAAGUUGGUGGGACUGGUGUGCGUCUUUCUCGCGCUGUGUUUGGAUGUUGGGGCAAUGCUGAGCCCGGCGUGGGUCACGGCGGAUGACCAGUACUACUUGUCGCUGUGGGUGUCUUGCUGGAAGCCCGUGAGCUCCGUGGAGUGGUCCUGCAACAGCACGCUGGCCACCGACUGGCAGAUCGCCACACUGGCCCUGCUGGUUGGGGGUGCAGGCCUCACCCUGCAUGCCUUCCUCGUUGCACUCGUCUCCCUGUGCUUUGGCUCCAGGAGUCGCUGUUACAAGCCUGUGGCCAUCAUGCUGUUCUCUGCAGUGGUACUUCAGGUGUGCAGCUUGGUGCUGUUCCCCAUCAAGUUCAUCGAAACAGUCAGUCUGAGAGUGUAUCAUGAGUUUAAUUGGGGCUAUGGCCUGGCCUGGGGAUCCACUAUCUUCUCAUUCGGAGGUGCCAUCCUAUACUGCCUGAACCCCAAGAAUUAUGAAGACUACUACUAAAAAAAA